Marasmius oreades (fairy-ring Marasmius) is the source of this 1293-nucleotide messenger RNA. RefSeq lists its product as uncharacterized. Bases 282 to 1211 code for a protein of 309 amino acids. NCBI's taxonomy places the organism in Eukaryota, Fungi, Basidiomycota, Agaricomycetes, Agaricales, Marasmiaceae. The transcript has 6 exons. The record is from RefSeq and is a predicted model, not a curated record.
AUUGUUUUUGCAUGACUGGUACUGGACACGUCCCAGAUGACAUCAAAAUGUCCCCAGUGCUAGAUGCAUGGUUACUACAUUACCAUCGCUAAGGCACGCAGCAAGUUGAUGACUGCGGGCUCCCAUCAUCACUUUAUCCCGAUGAUAUUGCAAAAGCGGUGUUUGAUUUGAUAGCCAUCUAACCGUCCUUGAACGAUACAUAUUCAAACUGGUUGCAUUCAGACAUUCCCACCCACAUCUCGUUCCCUUUUCCCCACCUCUCUGACUGCCCGCUCGAUUCCAUGCUGCUAAACUGGUUACUUAUCCCCUCUUCCCUACUUAGUGUAGCGAUAUCGGUUCCUCUUGCUGGCGCUCUAACCCGAUGGCGCGUACAUCACAGCCCGAAAAGGAUUCAACUCGAGGAUAGUGAGGUGCAGCAAGAGCCUAGUCUUAGUACUCCUACAGUGACAGGCUAUUUCAACACCCUUGGAAGAGUUUAUCGUCUAGAGGGAUGGGCAGGGCUAUACAAGGGAUUUUCACCGACCUUUUUUAGUUUCCUCAUAAUAAUGUCAGCGUUGGUGGCCUGGUUGAAAAUUGACACUACACCACGACUUCCAUGGAACUUCAACAAUCUGCCUAUUCCAGCACUGAUCGUAUUCGGGGUGUUGAGUAUGGUCGUUGGAAUCCCCAUGCAGGUCUUGACCACUCGGGCUAUUGUUACCCCCUACCGACUUCCUUACACUCGACCCUUAGUCGCCAUGAAGCUCCUCCUCUCUGCAACCGAACGCCGUCAACCAUGGAAAAUCUACCUCCUCCCCGGUGUCUUCGUCUCCCAGUUCUGUCUUAUACUUGUCCCGGUUGCUAUCAGACCGCUUGUAACCAUACUGCUUCGGCCGAUGAUCAACACCCCAUUGGUAGGAUUGGCUGUCGUUGCGUAUUUCUUCACCGCGGUGGUUGGUACGAUACUACAGACACCGUUGCAGAUUGCAGGAGCGAGGUUGGCGGUUCAGAGGAUCCGUGGCGGAGAUGACGUUAGUGAAGCUGAAGUGGCUGAAGCGGCUGGUGUGAGGGUUUAUUCGAGUGAAGAGGUCAUUUCGGUGAGAGACGACCAGUACCCUUACGUUGGCCUCGUUGAUUGUUUGAAAAAAAUUAUUGCUGAGGAAGGAUGGGUUACCUUACUCAGAGCGUGGUGGAUCACUUUCCUUAGCUUCUAUGCGUCAACCUUGGUGUAAGUGUAACUGAAAUCACACAAAUAUCUGGGCUUCUUCCAUGUCGUAUUUAUCAUCAAUUUCUUAUUGUUUUGAGUUGACCGAG